CCCUUUCACAGAUCUGCCAGGUUAUAGAUGGCUGUAACUGCUAAGGGGUUCAGUGUGAGAACUGAUAAGCUUCAUUUACUGCAGGCACUUGAGUAAACAAGCAUGGAAAGCUUUGGGAUUAAAGUACAAACUCUGCUGAAGAAAAUUGGAACAACCUUGACUAUUCUGGGACUGAGAGGAGAAAUGAAGAAAGAAGUUCAACUGGACCAAGAAACCUUCUCUUGUUCGAUCUGUUUGGAUCUACUGAAGGAUCCGGUGACUAUUCCCUGUGGACACAGCUACUGUAUGAACUGUAUUAAAGGCUUUUGGGAUGAAGAGGAGGAGAAGAAGAUCUGCAGCUGCCCUCAGUGCAGACAGACCUUCACACCGAGGCCUGUCCUGGUGAAAAACACCAUGUUAGCAGUUUUAGUGGAGGAGCUGAAGAAGACUGGACUCCAAGCUGCUCCUGCUGAUCACUGCUAUGCUGGACCUGAAGAUGUGGCCUGUGAUGUCUGCACUGGGAUGAAGGUGAAAGCUGUGAAGUCUUGCAUGGUAUGUUUAGUCUCUUACUGUGAGAAACACCUUCAGCCUCAUUAUGAUGUGGCGCCAUUAAAGAAACACAAGCUGGUGGAGCCCUCCAAGAAGCUCCAGGAGAACAUCUGCUCUCGUCAUGAUGAGGUGAUGAAGAUGUUCUGCCGUACUGAUCAGCAGAGUAUCUGUUAUCUCUGCUUUGUGGAUGAACAUAAAGGCCACCACACAGUCUCAGCUGCAGCAGAAAGGACUGAGAGGCAGAGAGAGCUCGAGGGGAGUCGACUAAACAUCCAGCAGAGAAUCCAGGACAGAGAGAAAGAUGUGAAGCUGCUUCAACAGGAGGUGGAGGCCAUCAAUCAGUCUGCUGAUAAAACAGUGGAGCACAGUGAGAAGAUCUUCACUGAGCUGAUCUGUCUGAUCCAGAAAAGAAGCUCUGAUGUGAAGCAGCAGAUCAGAUCCCAGCAGGAAACUGAAGUGAGUCGAGUCAAAGAGCUUCAGGAGAAGCUGGAGCAGGAGAUCACUGAGCUGAAGAGGAAAGACGCUGAGCUGAAGCAGCUCUCACACACAGAGGAUCACAUCCAGUUUCUACACAACUACCCCUCACUGUCAGCACUCAGUGAGUCUAUGUGCUUUAUUUCAAGUCACUCCUUUUGUCUGCAGCACUUUGACAGAGUGCAAAGAGCUGUGUCAGAGGUCAGAGAUAAACUACAGGCAAUUCUAAGAGAAGAUUGGACAAACAUCUCACCGACAGUCACUGAAGUUGAUAAUUCACUGUCAGAACCACCAGAGCCAAAGACCAGAGCUGAAUUCUUAAAACAUUCAUGUGAAAUCACCCUGGAUCCAAACACAGCAAACACAUAUGUGUUACUAUCUGAAGAGAACAGAAGAGCAACAUUCAUGACGGUAGGACAAUGUUAUCCUAAUCACCUGGACAGAUGUAUUGCAAGAGGUCAGGUUCUGAGCAGAGAGGGUCUGACGGGACGUUGUUACUGGGAGGUGGAGAAUGCUGCAGGAGGAGUUUCAGUGGUGGUUGCAUACAAAGAUAAAAACACUGUAAAGAAAAAUUUUGGAGAAAAUAACAAGUCGUGGGCUUUGGGUUUUUACAAACAUCAUUAUGUUUUCAGACAUAAUAAUAUCACCACUCCUGUCUCAGGUCCUCGGUCCUCCAGAGUAGGAGUGUACCUGGAUCACAGAGCAGGUAUUCUGUCCUUCUACAGCGUCUCUGAAACCAUGACUCUGCUCCACAGAGUCCAGACCACAUUCACUCAGCUGCUCUAUGCUGGACUGAGGCUUCAUAGUCCCACAGGAAACACUGUGGUGUUUUGUUUGCUUAAACAAGCAAAUGUUACUGAAAACAAACAAACAAAAACAAACAUGUUGUUCUGUGACCCUUUAGACACAUUAUCGCACUAAAUUUUUUGGCAGCAUCUGACCAAUCUAAAAGGGGUGGUUCAUUGGUCACAUGACUUUUCUUUCACAGAAAAUGAUUCCUAUGAUCGCCACCUACUUCAGACAUGCUAUCAUACUGUGAUUUAAAAUUAAUAUACCAGAAAUAUGCAGCACUGUUGUAAAAAGGACAUGCGAUCAGUGCUGCAGCAUUAAUCUGAAGAUUUAACUUACAGAGCAGUAAAAUAAACAUUUUAAUUCUAAUGUAUGAUUUUCCUGAGUGCGCGCUCUGUGCUGUGGUUUAUUUCUGAGCGGCUGCACAUUAAAGCUCUGAAACUUUGAACUGGAUCAGUGCAAACACUGAAGCUUUUUGUCGCUUCAGUUUUUCAGCAGAUCAAAGUUGAUUUAAUUGGAGUGAUUGAACAGGUAUUCUGUGUUGUAGAUGCUGCAGUUCCAACAGUGUAAGAGAGACUCAGCAUCAGAUUAGAAACGUAACUUCAUCCCGACAGUUUUAGUUUGUGUUCUCUCAGCUGCAGGCUCGGUGCUGUUUAAGGGUUUCAGAGUAAAGUUUAAAGUUAUGCUUAGUCUAUGUACAAAUUUGAUGUGAGGUUAGCAAGUACAGUGUAGCUAUCCUGUUUUAGGAUCAUAUAUUAACACAAAGAACAAUAAAAUUGUUGUGAACUUAGGGAACAAAGUUGCGUCUAAGAAUCUAUAUUUAUUACUGAUGCUCAUCUGGGAAACACAAAGACUUUAGAUGCGACUGAAAAACUAACCCUAACCCUGAAGUUACAGAUAAGACAAAAUCCUGCUGCAUAGUAAAAGGCCUCUGGCUGUGACACAGAAGCCCCACCCACCUGAUGUUUCAAUCUUCUGUUUAUGAGGGGCAGCCAAUCAAAGAAAGUUGUCUCAAAGGAAAGGGGAGUGGCUAAAAGAGUUUGAAAGGAUGAACUGAGGAGCUGCACCAUGGCUAUGUGUUAAGGUUAAAAAAAAAAAAAAAAAAGCAUGUUGAAUUAUGAAUCAUGGAAAGCACAGUCCAAGAAAAUAUGGAGAUGGAAAGUAGAAUAACGGAUCCCCUUUAAAGUAUUAAAUCAUUCACAUUUCUGAUACAGGAAAAACCAAAAUUAAGAAGGGUCUUUCAUGAAGUAAAGGCAGCAACACCCGGAUUAUAAAGAAGUCUUCUUUAGAUACAGCUUGUUGCCACUUCCAAAUUUUAAAAGUGCUAAAUAUCAAUAAUAAUGUGAAGCGUGUGUUCCAUUUACAUGUUUCCUUAGGUGCAGUUAUUGUUUUAUCCACUAGAGGGCGCUGCGUUCUUUUGUGUUAUUUCCCCCUCUGAGUUCCCUUCGUUUCCAAAAGUAUAUGGACACCUUUAUGAAGUUUUAAAUUGUGAUUUAAAUUUUUUUUUUAUACAGCUUGUGGCGCCUCAGUGCUGAGUAACAGAAAAUCUUGAUAAACACAUAAUCUGAAUCAAGUUUUCUACAUGUUUUUGUUUUUCUUUAAUUAUUGUUUUUUAAUUUUACUUAUUAUUUAUUUUGAUUAUAAUGCAGUUAGUUUCCAUUAUUGUGAUGAACUGAAACACUGGCUGUUUUUUUGCCUGCUAAUAAUAUUUGUGUUUUUAUGUGGUUUUUCAUGUGUCCACAUACCUUUGGCUAAGCUCUCAGCUGUCAGAUAAGCUGGAAACCACAGCAUCCUGUUAAGUUACAGGGGCGCUGCACAUUUAAAGUGUUGUGCCAACAAAUCUGCAAAUAACUUUUAAAUUAUGAUAAAGAGUGGAUUUCAUUUCUGUAAUCCUUUGAACUGCUGAUGAAUCUAUUUAAACAUGUUUUUCCGAUGUUUUGAAUUGUCAAAGAUAUGGGAAAAAGUUGAAUAUGUUUAACUUUUAUUGUUAAUGUUAUCUGUUCCUGUCAUUUGGUGCAACAGCUAUUACUAAAAUAUUAAAUAUUAUAUGUAUGUUUAUAUGUGUUAUA
Messenger RNA from Archocentrus centrarchus (flier cichlid), 3860 nucleotides. Its product is annotated as tripartite motif-containing protein 16-like. NCBI's taxonomy places the organism in Eukaryota, Metazoa, Chordata, Actinopteri, Cichliformes, Cichlidae. The transcript has a single exon. The record is from RefSeq and is a predicted model, not a curated record. Bases 103 to 1923 code for a protein of 606 amino acids. Gene Ontology annotation, molecular function: protein binding; zinc ion binding.